This is a messenger RNA of Ceutorhynchus assimilis (cabbage seed weevil), 1505 nucleotides long. The record is from the annotation of a GenBank genome assembly. NCBI's taxonomy places the organism in Eukaryota, Metazoa, Arthropoda, Insecta, Coleoptera, Curculionidae.
AAUUAAUGUUUGAGGUUUGAGUUAAAACCACUGAUGUUAAAACACGUUAAAACAUUCAAACUACAACAAAUAAAUGUUUCUAUUUUUUGUGGAGUACAUAUUGAUGAUUUAAUGGUUUGAUAGUUAUCAAAUGUUAUCCCUGCUAAAAAAUUCAACAUGAUGGAUUCGAAUGCAAAAGCAAGUCUUCCAACUAUAGGGCCAGAGAACUCGAACCACCAAGCAUCCAGCCAAUCUUGUACCUUAGGAAUGAGAAAAUCCAAAUCCUCCCUUGAGGAAAACGAUGAUGAUGAAGAUGUAAAAAAGUUGAAAAGUUUUAUUAGCAAGAAUUUUGCUGGAUGUGAUCUGACAUUGUGUAUUUUCAUGGCAGCAGCUAAGACCUUCAAAAUAGAUCAGUGUCUGCGUCCUUUUCCUCAGUGUUUUGUCGAUGACAACAAUGAGAAAGAUUUUGUUAGACUUAAAAAAACAUGUGAUAAAAUUCCACCUUUAAAGGAUUUCCUAACGCUUCCUUCAAAGAAUAUUUCCAAAGAUAUUAGAAACCUGCUUAGUUAUUUAUUUAUGGAAUCGGGGAUUCCCGUAUUUAGUGAUUGCUCUGUGGAAAACUUACCAUUAUCAGUGGUAAACAAACAGGCCAGUAUCAGUGCCCUACCCCAAUACGUAUUUGAAGUAAAUUACAAUUCAAAAUUCGAAGAAGCCUUCAAAAAGAGAAAAGGAUCCCGUGAAAUUAUUUAUGCAUUCCAUGGCAGUUCUGUUCAUAAUUUCUAUUCAAUUCUAAAAUUUGGUUUGCAACAGCACUUCAGACAAAGCAAGGAGGUACUAUUUGGCAAUGGAAUUUAUCUUUCAAAUGAAAUAUCUGUCUGCACAAAUUAUUCUCCAUUUGGAGAAACUUGGGAAAAUAGCAGUCUAGGACAGAAACAUAGCAUCAUAGCACUUUGUGAAAUUAUAAACAAUGAGGAAGAAGUAAAAUGCAAAGAUGAAAAAAAUAAAAAACGAGCAUUAAACCAAGACAGUUACGGUGCAAUUCCUGACAAGUAUUUUGUUGUAACUAAUAGCGAAUUAGUUAAAAUUAAAUAUUUAUUAGCAUAUAGAUAUAGAGCAUCAACUGUUGUGGCAUCUUUUACAAAGAAAAACUGCCUUUGGAUUGUAAUUGUUUUAUAUUUGGCUAUAUUAGUUUUGAUAAGACUUGUAAAUGGACCUUCAUGGCCUAAAUUCAUAAGGUACUUAUGUUCUUUCAUAGAAUAAACAGUUUAUAUUUCAAACUCCUGAUGAUGAGAUUAAAUACUUAAUUAUUUUAGGUUUCCUGUUCUCAAAAGGCGAUUUUAGUUGACGAGAUCAUAUAUUAAAGCUGCUGAACAAAAAUUGAAUAAAAAUGAUGCUGAGGUUGAUUCAGUACAAACUAAAAUCGCCUUGUGAGAUCAGGUCUUUAGCUGCAUUGAAGAAGUUUGAGAGAAUUUUUUCAUAGGAGCAUAUGUGUAAAGUAUUUAUGAAAUACAAAUGUUUGUUAUAUA